AUGAAAGAUUUCACAGGAGGAAACAAUAGAGGAAACGGCGCAAGAGGAGGUGCCCCAAGAGGAGGUGCUCCAAGAGGAGGUGCUCCAAGAGGAGGCGCUCCAAGAGGUGGUGGCCGUGGAGGAAAAGGAGGAAUGGGAAGAGGAGCAAAGACAAUUAUAGUUAAACAUAGAUUACCUGGAGUAUUUGUAUGCAAAGGUGUAUAGGAAGCUUUAGUAACUAGAAAUUUUUAUCCAGGAGAAUCCGUAUAUAAUGAAAAGCGUGUAUCAGUAGAAGAAAAUAGUGAGAAAAUAGAAUAUAGAGUAUGGAAUCCUUAUAGGUCUAAAAUUGCUGCUGCAAUAGUAGGAGGUAUAAAAGACACUUUUAUUAGACCAGGAUCAAAAGUUUUAUAUUUAGGUGCUGCUUCUGGUACUACAGUAUCACAUGUAUCUGAUAUAGUCGGACCUACUGGAACUGUAUAUGCAGUUGAAUUUUCACAUAGAAGUGGAAGAGAUUUAGUUAAUAUGGCAAAAAAAGAAAUAAUGUAGUCCCUAUUAUUGGUGAUGCUAGAAAACCUUUGGAAUAUAGAUUUUUAGUUGAUAUGGUCGAUGUUGUUUUUGCCGAUGUAGCAUAACCUGAUCAAGCUAGAAUUAUAGGUAUGAACUGUUAAUACUUUUUAAAAAAUGGAGGACAUUUCCUUAUUUCAAUUAAAGCUUGUUGUAUUGAUAGUACUAAUGAACCUGCUGUUGUUUUUGAUGCUGAAGUUUAAAAAUUAAAAGAAGAGGGACUUAAACCUGAAUAAUAAUUGACUUUAGAACCUUAUGAAAGAGAUCAUGCUAUGGUUUUGGGUAGUUUUAGAGCCUCUUAAUGAUUUUUUAUUAUAAUAUAUUUUUUUUUUUUGUGGGAUUAUAUAUUAUCUAUCAUAUAUUCAUAUAAUUAAAGUUU
Molecule: messenger RNA, 922 nt
Organism: Ichthyophthirius multifiliis
Lineage: Eukaryota; Ciliophora; Oligohymenophorea; Hymenostomatida
Exons: 2
Biological process (GO): box C/D sno(s)RNA 3'-end processing; rRNA methylation
Cellular component (GO): small-subunit processome; nucleolus; box C/D methylation guide snoRNP complex
Molecular function (GO): RNA binding; histone H2AQ104 methyltransferase activity; rRNA methyltransferase activity
Source: RefSeq, a predicted model, not a curated record